This is a messenger RNA of Moesziomyces aphidis, 1581 nucleotides long. The record is from the annotation of a GenBank genome assembly. Lineage: Eukaryota; Fungi; Basidiomycota; Ustilaginomycetes; Ustilaginales; Ustilaginaceae.
AUGCUCAAGUUCAGCCUGCUCCAGCUCACCACGCUCGCACUCGUGCUGCUUGGCAGCCAAGAGGCAUUCGCCGCUCCAGGCAAGAAGCGCCCUGUCGAAGCCGUAAGUUUCUUUCAGCAGGCCGUCGCGAUGUUGAACCGCUCGCUCACCACCGUCCUCCUUUUGCAACAACAGAAACGCCUCCGCAACGAUGUCAAGCGCAAGGAUCUUCUCGACGGCGCCAAGAGGCUGCAGGAGAUCGCCUACGCCACCACGGAGCGCAACCGCGUGUUUGGCUCGCCCGGGCACAAGGCGACGGUGGAGUACAUCCAGAGCGAGCUGCGCAAGGCGGGCGACUACUACGACGUGUACCUGCAGCCCUUCACGGCGACGUACGCCGAGCACUCUGCCGAGGUGGCGAUCGACAACAAGGCGGUCGAGUCCAACACGUUCACCUACUCGCCCAACGGCGAGUUCAACGAUCUCGAACUCGUGCCCGUCAACAACCUCGGAUGUGACCAGGCCGACUUCCCCGCGAGCGUCGAGGGCAAGAUCGCACUGAUCAAGCGAGGCACUUGCGCAUUCGGCAUCAAGGUCGCACGCGCGGGCACGGCCAAGGCGGCUGCAGUGCUCAUCUACAACAAUGCGCCGGGCGAUGUGUCGGGCACGCUCGGCAGCGCCGGACCUACGCCCGAGGGCCCCUUUGUGCCCGUCGCCGGCGUCGACCAGGAGACCGGUGACGCUCUUGCGGCUCGUCUGGCUGCGGGCGAAAAGGUGACGGCCGACAUGAAGCUCGAGGGCGUCAUCGAGGACCGCACCACGCACAACGUCAUCGCCGAGUCGCGCGGCGGCUCCAAGGACCAGGUCCUCAUGCUGGGUGCGCACUCGGACAGCGUCACCGCCGGUCCCGGUAUCAACGACAACGGAUCCGGCUCGGUUGCGCUGCUCACCGUCGCCAAGAACCUGGCCAAGUACAGCGUGAACAACGCCGUCCGCUUUGCCUGGUGGUCCGCCGAAGAGUACGGCCUGUUGGGCGCCGAGCACUACGUAGGCGAGCUCUCGCAGGAGCAGAAGGACCAGAUCCGCAUCUACCUCAACUUUGACAUGAUCGCCUCGCCCAACUAUGUGCUGAGCGUGCACGACGGCGAUGGCAGCACCUUCAACACCACCGGCCCUGCCGGAUCGGCGCAGGCCGAGGCGAUGUUCUUUGACUUUUUCAAGAACGUCGCCAAGAAGCCGCUGAUCGAGGGACCCUUCGAUGGCCGCAGCGACUACGGUCCGUUCCUGGACGCUGGCAUCGCUGCUGGCGGUCUCGACACUGGUGCCGAGGGUCUCAAGACCGAGGAGGAGGCCAAGCUGUUUGGCGGCGAGGCGGGCAUCGCAUACGACCCCAACUACCACGCGGCUGGCGACACCAUCGACAACCUCGCCAUGGAGGCGUUUGAGGUCAACACCAAGGCCAUCUCGCACGCCGUCGCGCUCUACUCGACGUCGUUCGACAGCCUCGGCCCCCGCGCCAAGGUGGCAGCCAACCGCAGGGACGUCGUCAAGAAGGUCGACCACAGCAACCACCGAUGCGGCGGCGACCUUGCGCUUCUGUGA